CUUCCAGCAGCUGCCUCCACUGCUCUGUGCUGGGACCAUGGAACUUCCCCUGCUGUGCUUCUUGGUGGCAUUUGCUGGUGUGAUUCCAGCCCAGGGUGGGAUCCUGAACCUGAACAAGAUGAUCAAACAAGUGACCGGGAAGGUGCCCUUCUUCUCCUAUUGGCCCUACGGCUGUCACUGUGGAAUCGGUGGCAGAGGUGAACCCAAAGAUGCCACAGACUGGUGCUGCCACGCCCACGACUGCUGCUACAGUCACCUGAAGGGCCAUGGCUGCCGCACCCACUUGGACCACUACAGAUACACCUUUUCCCAGGGGACCGUCCAGUGCUCUGACAAGGGGAGCUGGUGUGAGCGAGAGCUGUGCGCCUGUGACAAGGGGGUGGCUUUCUGCAUGAAGCGGAACCUGGACAGCUACAAGAAGCACCUGCGUUACUACUGGCGGCCGCACUGCAAGGGCCAGACCCCAGUGUGCUAGGAGGAGCCCCCUCACCCGUCCCUGCCCUGCCCCCCCAUCUUGCACUCCUUCAGGACUGCUGAAUUCUCCUCCCGCAACCCCCCAAAGGAUCUAAUCCUCAAACCAGCCUGGCUCUUUUAAAACACUCUAAGAAGAGGGAGGGUCUUGGCUUACUCCCAUCUCUGAGAUCCCACAGCACUUUAGGAAUGGGUCUGCCACUUGCCAAGCUCUCCCUUGAGUGGCAUGUAAUUAGCCAGACUGCUCUGGCCUUCUCCGACCAGACUGGAGCUCCCAGAGGAUGAAGGCCGCAUCAGUCUCAUCUUCAUUUCCUCUGCUCCUCCAUGUACCAGGUGCUCAAGCAAUGCUUUUGGACCAGAGGAGCCCAUAAUGGAGAGAUGGAAGUGGUGGCAGGUGGUAUUGGUGCCCUACUCAGUUCUCCUCCUGGCCCAGGUCCCCAACCCCCAGCUAAGCCAGGUGUUUGCUGCCAAGUGCUCACAACUGCCACCUUCUCUUGAGGAUUGAUUGCCCUUGGCUGUUGGGAGCUACCAUGCUCAUCGCCCAUCCCAUGCCACCCACCCACCUCUAACCAAUGAGUAGGGAGAAUAGUACCACAGAGGGAAUUAUUAACCUCCCUCUUCCUCUUUCAGGACCAUCUGGGUGGUACACUGCAUGCCCCAGAGCUCCUUGUAGGAUCGGGCUAGACGUCUUGCUUUGUCCACUGGCAUAGCCUGUUUUCCUUGUUCCCUUACAGGUUUCUCCUGAAAGCACUCCCUCAAUAAAUCAUUCACUUGCACA
Messenger RNA from Sus scrofa (pig), 1249 nucleotides. RefSeq names its product phospholipase A2 group IID (gene PLA2G2D). The record is from RefSeq and is marked validated. Lineage: Eukaryota; Metazoa; Chordata; Mammalia; Artiodactyla; Suidae. Gene Ontology annotation, molecular function: phospholipid binding; calcium ion binding. Gene Ontology annotation, biological process: negative regulation of T cell proliferation; phospholipid metabolic process; lipid catabolic process.